Messenger RNA from Zea mays, 586 nucleotides. RefSeq lists its product as uncharacterized. Lineage: Eukaryota; Viridiplantae; Streptophyta; Magnoliopsida; Poales; Poaceae. The coding region runs from base 42 to 368 and encodes 108 amino acids. The transcript has a single exon. The record is from RefSeq and is marked predicted.
GCACUCCAAUCCCAACACAGCAACCAGCGCAAAUCAGCACGAUGCGUCGCGAGGGCCGCCAGCACGGGUGGGUGUUUACCGUCGACCCCAGCCUGGUCGACGCGGAGGGCAAGUGCCGGUCCCGCGCGGUGCAGGUGGAGGGCGCGGCGGCGGCCAACGGCGGCUUCGUCAGGGCGUCGAGGAAGCCCACCAACCACUCCAAGCCCGCCGUCGGCCGCGCGUACAAGUCCCUGAUCGGCAAGGGAGAGGCCGGGUCGGGCAAGCAGGGCAGGCACAAGUUCAAGCACGACGAGGUCAAGAUGUACUCCCUCUACCUCGAGGGCGCCCACGACGCCUACGCGGAUGCGAUGCUGGAGUUCGACUCGUAGUCCUGCUGAUGACAUUGGGUGUGUGAAUGAUGAGGUGCUGGAGUUCGACAUGCGCCAUUGCCAGGAGGUGUAGAGAUUCGAUGUACGCUUCUGUGUCUGAAUCCAAAUGUGUUUUGUGAUGUGAGCAGUGAAUAAACAGACUGGUUGUGACGAGAAUGUCGUGAUCCGGAAUGUAUCUCGAACCGGAAUUCGAUCAAUCUUCAUAUCCAAAGUUCAAA